Molecule: messenger RNA, 2288 nt
Organism: Octopus sinensis (East Asian common octopus)
Lineage: Eukaryota; Metazoa; Mollusca; Cephalopoda; Octopoda; Octopodidae
Exons: 1
Coding region: 133-1683 (516 amino acids)
Cellular component (GO): nucleus
Source: RefSeq, a predicted model, not a curated record
UAAAUACGAAAAUAAAAUUUGCAAAGAUGGCUUGUUAAAUAGUAAGAUGGAAGAAGCGUAAUGAAAGGUUUUGUCAGAAAAGCAGGUUUUUGUUGCCUCCUUCGUCCGAGGUUGAAUUAAGGUCACGAGUAGAUGCUUCAAGAACAAGAGGCCAACAUGACGUACUCGUUUUCUUGCAAUUUACUUGAGAGUCGUAAAAGAAAACCGUUUUUCACAGGCACCGAAACACUUUAUCUGGUGGAGCAAUUCGAAAAACAUAAAGAUAUCCUCACGGCCAAGUUCUGUAGCACGGACACAAACCGCAGGAAAAACAACAUCUGGUCGGAAAUCACGGUUGGAUUACACUUGAGGAACCCAGGCGUUAAAAGAACCGUGCGUGAAGUGAAGAAAAAAUGGAAAAAUAUCGUAUCUAUGGCAAAAAAAGAAGCGGUGAAAUCGGCUGAACACACCAACGACUCGACACCGAACACGAGAAUUUCGGAAAUAAGCCAACGGGUUCUGGAUCUAUUCGCCUAUCUGCCGGCCCUUCAGAACCUGCAGGUUUUGGAGAACGGACAUGAGGAUAUCUCAGAAAUGCGGGGUUAUUACGGCGAAGGUGAGAGCAGCAGCGGUGGAGGUGUGGUUGGAAGUUACGGGGCCAAUAGCGACCUGUUCACUCUGAUUAGAAACGACACGAGGCCGACGUCUCCGUCGGACGGCAGCGAUCUAUCGACAGACGGAGUGGAUGAACAGCGACCGUCGUCGUACGGAGACGGCUCCCAUGCGGCCACCACGUCGAACGUCGUCGCUGCCGCUCUCACCAACUAUCGUCCCGAAAUCGAAAUGGUCGACCUCAUCAAAUGCGAAACCCGAUCCACAUCUCCGUCCGCCGUCAGUGAUAAUUCCAACGACUGCCCGCUCCUAGAUGAGAACAAACGGGAGAAACCCGACAACCAGCGAGUAGACGUGACAUUAAACCUACCCACACUGGAUCGACAAUCUAACCAUCUUGUAACCAGUCCCGGUACAACUUCUGUACGUCAGAGCAACUCCGAACAUUCGGACAACCUGUCCGGUUUACCCGUACCCGUAUCUCUAUCGUCGAUACCCGCCGAGGAUAAACUAGAAAUCGUCAGCAUAAACAGUAUAGCCCAAUCGCUCAGUUCACCGAUUGUGGACGAUAUCAAUAUUAUUUCUACAGUAAGUGCUGGUCAGCAGGACGGUGGCUACGAGGUGUCCAAAAACGAGAUCUCCAAGACACUACCAGCCGCUCGGGUGGCGCCGGGGGACGACGGCACCAGUCCGGAGCGGAAAGUGGACCAAUUAUCGGACAUUUCUCACACAACCGCAGCCAGCAUGGCACUUACUGCCCUCUAUCAGUCUUCCAUGUUCACGAACAAUUCGUCUGGUAGUGGCCACCCGUUGGGGAGUAGCAGCAGUAGUAGUUUGCUUUCGAGCAAAUCUCACAGACAAUGUUUAGAAGAAUUAGCGGAGUCUCACGACGAGGCGCCGUCUUCUCAUAAGAAACUAAGAUCACUGUCCCCUGAUUAUAUCGAGUUACACCAUUCCGUAUUACUUCUUGAGAAGGAGAAAUUACGGAUUGAAAUCGAAAAGAUGAAGCAAGAAAUGGUAAACCAAGAGAAAAUAUCCAAAGUUUUGGAUAUCGCCAAAGACGUUUUUGUCUCCCUAAGGGAGAAACUUUAAGCAUCUCGGUGAUUGUUGUCCGUGUGUGUGUGUGUGUGUGCAUACCUGUACAGGUGUGUCUCUGCCCCGAUCUGUUUCCCCGCAACUUUCAGAAAAAUGAAUAUUUUCUAAUGAAAUUUUCCACAAAUAUCUUUUGGGUGAUAUACAUUAUAAUUAUAUCUGAAUUUAAUAUGAGAAAGACAAAAUUGGUGGAUGCACACAACACACACACACACAGAGUAUUCUUUUAUUAGUUUGAGCUGGAGAGUUGCGGCCAUGCUGGGACACCACCGUUAGCCUUGCUACACUUUCCCUAUUAACACCUCUUAUAUUUGGCAUUUGGUGAAUGAGGGAGUUAGGUGUUUCUGCCCUCGUCUGUGUUUCCUGUUACGAGGUGGGUUCACCCAGAACCCUUCACGGAAGGAGAUGACCAAGUUCUGUUUUGAAGACACCUACAAAGCUUAAUCUUUUGAAAAAAAUUAUAUAAUCCGUGUCAGUCUAUGUGGGCGCUCAUCAAUUUUUUAUCCCCAUUAAAUUCCAUUAUAACCCUAAUCUACACCACCUGAAGGGUAUUUGUAAAACAAUUUCAUUUAAAAAUGUCCAUUUUUCUGCAAGUUACGAGGAAA